CCACGCCUGAUUAUUUCUUCCGCGUGCGUGAAAUAGGCUGGCUACGCCAGACUAAUCAUGGUACGAGUUUUAUGUUUCGGUGACAGUCUCACGGAAGGCUUCACGUUUCAGGAGAGCGGGGAGUUCCAUCCCUACUCCAUCGCCCUCAGACGACACCUCCAGGAUCACGGCCACGGCUCGGCGGAGGUGGACACCGCGGGGGUGUCUGGUGAGCGUGUCGUUCCGUCCAUGCCUUGCCGUUUGGACCGCAUCUUGAACGAGGCCGCUCAGCCGUACGACUGGGUUAUCAUUCUGGGUGGGACGAACGACAUCUGCUCGGGUCUCCGGGCUGAAGAUAUUCUCCCGUCUCUUCUUGGUCUUCAUGACAGUGCCAAAACGAACGGGAGCACGAGGACCCUGGCCCUGGCUCUCCCGCAGUUCCUCGACGAACUGACACCGGGGAACGAGGACGGCCAGAAGAGGGAGAAGGCCAAGUUGAACGAGGGACUCAAGGCCUACAGCGAGGGGUCUGGUGGCUCCACUCUGUGGGUUGACCUGUGGAAUGGUCUCCCGUUUGGCUCCCUGCCAAAAGAGGAGAGGGAACUGUACUGGGCGGAUCGUGCCCACAUGACUCCCAGAGGAUAUGACAGGAUGGCAGGAGUCAUAUUUGACUGUUUAAAUCAGCAUCUUGACUAGUGUCUGGCAAAACCAAGCUCACGCAGUUGCUUAUUUUCCUGCUUUAGUGCUGCGUGUGCAACAAUUGGCUACUAUGAGGAUCAUUGCUGUCACACACACACUCAGCCAAACUACUUGAGGGAUUGUGGAGGUUUUCUUGGUCUAUGUAUAUAUAGCUACUCAAGGAAAAUGCAUGGUGGAAGAGUGCUCCAAUCACACAACUGAGUAUGUACAGUACACAGUGGUGGCAGAAACAGUAGGCGUUGUUGAGCAAAACGAUCUCUGGCAAUCACGAAGAGACUCAUAUACUCCAUAUACAUCACUGCAAGUGAUUUAUUGUCUGAUGUAUACAUGGCAGUGACAAAACGGCAUGUACAAAUAGACCGACCGUUACCCUAUCAAUAAAGGAUGGUGAAAGUAUCUGUCCGUUUCACCCAAUAACUCUGCGCUGUGUCGUAAACACAACUCAUCACCAAACAACGUCGUUUCUCUCGUGGAAGUGUGCUGAAAACAGUGAUGAAAAUGUUGUUCUCUGUGAUCCUAUCCUAAACUUUGACUGUGGUUUUGGGAUAGUUGAAAAUGUGACUGGGUCCUGCGAGUGUAAUGAUGCCCUCAUAGUGUCUGAGGCUACCUUCACUGCCAAGUCUACCGAUGCCAGAACCCUCAUUUGCAGUGAUGGAACACAAGAAGAGGAAAUUUCUGUUGCGCCAACAGUGUUAUACACUCCAGUCUUGCGAUAUACCAUGAUACACAGUGACAAAGAGACUCGAAACCUGCGACAUGUAAGCAUAAAGUGGACGACACCUGACCGUACCAAAAAGGACAUGGAAUAUAAGCUGUCAAUCAAAGAUGAUUCCCGCACCACAAACUGGACCACUGAAGUUCCACACAUAAAUCUUAAUCUAACAGUUGGAGUACUCUACACUGCUACCGUGUUUUCUCAGCGCUGUAAUGGGGGUCUUAGAAGCAAUUUUAGUGUUCCCCUUGACAUCUUCCUUGAAGAAAUUCGGGUACCAGAAAGUUCAAAGAUUCCAGAUAGCACAUCAGGAAAUCCAAAGCAGACAUCGGGAGGAUCUACAUCAAAAAGAUCAGAUUUUCCAGUUGGUGAGGUUGUUGGCGGUGUGGUUGGUGGUGUGGUAGUUGUUGCAGUUGUUCCAGUUGUUCCAGUUGUCAUCAUAAUUAUUUGUGUAAUUCUGGUUUACAAAAGAAGGAAUAAAAGAUGUGCAGAGAAUGGUGAAAAUUUCGAAAUGCUAGCAUCAUUGGAGCUUGAUGAGAGCGGAGUUGGAGACUAUGUUGGAGAACAACUCACUGAAACUGAGAAGAGAGGUAUUGUGACAGUAAAGAAAGAUGAAAACCGAAAGAAAAGUGGCGUUGGUGGACUUUGUAUAGAUGGGAAUAAAACCUACUAUUCUUGCUGUGAAAAAUACGAAAGUAAAGCAGAGGAAAUGUAUACACUUCAUGUACUUAAACCAGAUGGAGAAUUGAUUCUUGGCGGGUUCAAACACAUACGAGGGAUUGAAAAAGAUAGCAAUAACUGUUACUACGUUGUAGAUAGCUCUCACAAACGGGUGUUGAAGUUUGACAGUAACUGGAACCCACUGCGCAGAACAAGUCGAAAUUCUACGGAAUACGGCACCGUUUUGAGUGAACCGUUUGGGAUUCUAGCAACUCAAGAGUACGUUUUCGUCUGCGCAUACAGAAACAAGCAGAUUUGCAUAUUCGACCACGAACUGAGUCUGCAUUACAGGAUCACUCACGAUUACCUUCUCUCGGGUCCAACAGACAUUGCAGUGUUUCGUAACACAUUCUUUGUCACCAUCAAAAGCUCAAUCAUUGUGUUUCAAAUCGACUUUGACAGCAAGACAUAUAAGGCAAUGAAGAUGGAUAGCUUUGUAACGAACAGAAAAACCGAGAUUUUCAAACAAGCACUCGAACUAAGAGGGAUCUGUGCCUGCAAGCAAUAUCUCUAUGUCGCAGAGAGUAGUGGGCGUUUACUGUGCUUGGAGUAUGAUUUCGAAAAUUCCCGGUUGGUGUAUGUUGAUUCGAUCCCAAAAUGUUGCCCUGUUGUUGUUGUCCAUGAUGCUGGGACAAUUUACUAUAGUCGACGUACCACUGAAGGGAAGUUUACCAUCGCUAGAGUACAUCAUGAUUCAGUAACCAAUAAAAUGGAAACUAAAGAUCUUCUUACCAUAGAUUAGAUGUAUUUUGUAUCGUCUUUGUUUUUAAGAUUCGGUAGUAUUUGACUAUAGACACAGUUUUUUUAGCACUCUAUAUUGCACUCGAUACCCAUCCUCAUCCAUUUUUGAUUCUGUGGUGUGUACUUAGCUAAGGCAUCAAAUUUUGUAACAGACAAAUGUGCAUGCUGCUGUCAUUAGUGCUCAAACUUUACAGUGCAAUUGUAUUUGUGAU
Geodia barretti is the source of this 3063-nucleotide messenger RNA. NCBI's taxonomy places the organism in Eukaryota, Metazoa, Porifera, Demospongiae, Tetractinellida, Geodiidae. The record is from the annotation of a GenBank genome assembly.